Linum trigynum is the source of this 1564-nucleotide messenger RNA. NCBI's taxonomy places the organism in Eukaryota, Viridiplantae, Streptophyta, Magnoliopsida, Malpighiales, Linaceae. The record is from the annotation of a GenBank genome assembly.
AAUUUUGUUGUAUGUCUAAUGAGUUUUUGAGCAUUGUAUGUCUGAUUUAUACUAUUACGAUCGGGAAUGGAUUCAAUUUUUGAGCAUUGUGUUAUAUGGGAAUUGAAAUCUUACACUAGUUAAAAAAUUUGACUUGAAAAUAUGUUCUACAUAGGGAUAUGGCCAUGAUGAGAUAUUUAUAUCCCGAUUCAAUUAAUCUAAUGGAUUUAGGCACCAUAUGACAAAAGAAAAAAGAAUGAAUAUGGCACUAAAAAGUGAAAACAAAUAUUUUAUCAGGGCGCGCUGGAGAAUUACCAACUUCGGUCUCACGGGCCAAACCCAAUUAAAAAACUCGGCCCAUGAGCCUAUAACUGCUAUUCCUCGUUGUGGAUAACGUAUAUAAACGUGCGGCUGAUAAACCACGGGGAAAUCAAAGAUUAACCCGCCACAUAUGCUUUCACAGCCAUGGUGGUGACUACUCCGACAUCACCUCCUUCAUCCCUAUCUUCCAUUUCGCCAUUACUGCAAAGCUACCAGCACAGAAUCUUCGUAAACUACGCAGUACCCAGAAUUCGGCACUCGCAGAAUUCGAAUGGAUUACUCUCCGUCAGAGCUUACAUGGAGAACCCCAACUCCAUCUCCGGCUUCGCCAACAAAGUCAUCGGUUCCCUCCCCGUUGUCGGUCUCAUAGCCAGAAUUAUCAGCGACGAAGGCGGAGUCGGAAGCGACCUCAUCGAUUUCGCGGAGUUCAGAAGGAGGGUCGGCAAGAAAUGCACCAUUAUGGACUCCAGAGCUUUUGUCGAGUUCAAGGACAGGCGCGGCAAGGCAGGGGAUCCUCUAUAUGUUCUGCUUUGCUGUUGGGUGGCGGCUGUAGGUGCAGGGCUCCUGAAAUCUGAAGAGAUUUUGGAAGGGGUAGCAAGACUUCGGAUUUCCACCGAUAUUGAAUUCGAAGAGCAGAGUUUCAUUGCUUUGAUGGAUGCAGCGAAAGAGCGACGAUCAAAGUCGAAAGGGGCAGCGCCUUUUGUUCCGAUGGAGGCCCGAGCAGAGAAGGCGUUAGAUGCAAUUUAUGUUUGUUGCUUUGGGAAGGAUCCUAUAGAAGAGGAAGACAAGAGACUUCUCAGUGUAAUGUUGGCAGCGGUUUUCCCAUUGGUUAAGCCGAAAGAGAUAGAAAGGAUUCUUGAAGAGAAAGCAACAAGAGUUGCUGAAGGUUUGGAUGUGAUGGAUGUCCCAGAGGCCAAACAGCUGACCAAAGAAGCUGUUCAAUUGCAGAUGAAAGAUCUCCAGUUCCUUCAGCAGAACAAUGAUAGUUGAAAAUUAUUUGCAAGUGUGGAUGUUGAGAGUUCUUGAUUGAGCAUGUCGACGUGUACAUUGGCAUCUCUGCUUGGCGGAGCAGAUUGCAGUGGAUUGAAGAGAAUAUAGGUCCCUAAAGAACUUCGAUCUCUGCUUGUUACUUGGAAUCGAAUGUACCGGAACCAGGUUGCGAAUAGCUGAAUGAUUGUUGCUGGCGAAAUGUAAACCAUCGGUAAGGCAUACACAUUUAUCACCAAUUCACCAUCCAGUUUCCAAAGACCAAAUCUUUUUCAUC